Messenger RNA from Cuscuta campestris, 1170 nucleotides. NCBI's taxonomy places the organism in Eukaryota, Viridiplantae, Streptophyta, Magnoliopsida, Solanales, Convolvulaceae. The record is from the annotation of a GenBank genome assembly.
GUAGGAAGGCGGAAGGAUAUCCAAAAGCAUAGCCAAACGCGAUUUGGGAGGAGAGAAAGACGGAACUACAAUCCACGUCAUCAUCUGAUUCCCCACCUCAUUUCAUCACCUCUCGCAGGAAACCCUAGGCAUUCGUCUGAUAGGGAGAAGAAUCGAAGAAUCGAAGAAGAAGAAGAAGAUGGUGUUCUACUUCAAGUCUCGUCCCGAAUCGGUAGAAUACACCAUCUUCAUGGGACUUGACAAAUACGAGAACGAAGAUCUCAUCAAAUACGGCUUCCCUGAAGACAUAUGGUUCCAUGUUGAUAAGAUGUCCUCAGCUCAUGUUUAUCUGAGAUUGCCCAAGGGUCAUACCAUGGAUGAUAUACCUGAAGGCGUGCUGGAAGAUUGUGUACAACUAGUGAAGGCAAAUUCCAUCCAAGGAAACAAGCAAAACAAUAUUGAUGUUGUGUACACUCCAUGGCAAAACCUUAAAAAGACUCCUUCCAUGGAGGUUGGCCAAGUUUCCUUUCACAACCCUAAACUGGUGCGCACUGUCAAAGUGGAGAAGAGAAUAAAUGAUAUAAUAAAUAGAUUGAACCGGACAAAGGUUGAAAGAAAGACUGACUUGAAGGCUGAGCGUGAGGCCGUUAGUGCUGCUGAAAAAGCUGAGAGAAAGAAUCUGCUGAGGGAGAAGAAACGUCGUGAGGAAAUGGAGCGGCUGGAAAAGGAGAGGCACGCUGAGUUGAGGAGCUACAAAAAUCUGAUGGUGGCCGAGAAGAUGACAUCAAACAAAAACAUUGCAACAACUGGAAAAUCUCUGCAAGAACUCGAAGAAGAUUUCAUGUGAGUGGACCCCGGUAGUUCUACGAUAUCCGCAACUUUUUAUAGCCCCAUUCUGAAAUUAUGCAACGACGGGAAAUAAUUAGUCGAGAAAAAAGGGGCCAAUGUGAAGUAUAGUAGAGAACGCUUGGCGAAAGGAAAGAGGUGGGGAUUAUUGGGUUGUGUUUAUGUUGCUAUUUGGUCUUAUAGUUGGCUCUUUCUUUGACAGAGCAUUAUAAGAUGAGACUUUUGCCUUUGUACUAUGAAUAAUGCCCUCUUAUAUGAAACAAUGCAUGAUGAUGAUGAAGAUACUAAUGUAUUAUGCUUCUUGUUCAUUGUGGCUUCCUUUUUGCAGCUUUUUCUUAUCUUAUA